AUGACUACUUGGCUGGCAACAUCAGCCGCCAAAAUCCAGUCCAUUGACCACUUGUUGAUCAAGAACGCACGUCUCAAGGGGCAAGCUCGCGCUGCAGCCCGACAAAACGGAGUGAGCGAAGUACCUCUAAACGCAUUCAAGACCUUGGUCGACAUCCUUGCGAAGGCCAAGAUCACUUUGCCGACCGAUAUCGAAGCUAUCUUGUGGAGUGUCAUCACCGCUCGCAAAGAAUGUGCAGGGUUCUACCGAGCGAAACCAGAGCGAGAAGCUGGUGAUGAGAUUGAUGAUGAAGGCCAUCAGUUCUUCAUCGAAAUCCUCGAUUACUAUUACCACACGCUUAAAGCGCCGACAGCAGGCAAGACCAAGGAAGAACGCGAGAAAGGAGCAUCUACGAAUAGUCGCACAUCCAACUUCUUCGAACACCUCAGUCUGGUUCAAGAGCAUGCUGAGCCAUCGGGCUACGUGCCUUCGGUGUCGACAGACACGCAGAGCCGAAGCUACCGUAUCAAGGAGUCCACAAACCGAAAGAGUGAAAAGGCCUUUGCGCUUUUCUGUUUCCUCAAAGAUAUGACAGCCAUUCGUUUAUUCGUCCACAAAACCUGGCGCGGAUACAAGGAACGUAGCCUGGCGCUCACCACAGCAGCGACUACCGCCAAUGUCGCAGUUGACAUCUUGCGACGCGUGAACGAGGCCUUCCUCAAAGACUUUCCAGAAUUCGAAAGCCACCACAAAGUGAUCAAGUUCCUUGAGAGCUUCGAAGAACAAGGUACCAGCGGAAUCACCCGGAAAGACGAGAUGGGCUGGUAUGAUCUCGAUGACUUCAAACUGUCACCGCAAACCUUCGUCUGCAAAGAUACUUACAACGUAUAUUUCCGAGACCACCUCUUCGAUCACGACGGCAAGAAGGAAGUGAUGGUAGAUUAUCACUCUGGCAGAAAAACUGCCAGAACCGAGCAGACUCACAUGAGAAGGUGCCUUAGCGUCUUCUUGAGCCUCUCUAGGUCAGCCGAUGUGGGCGCAUUCACACGAGACCAUGAUAUCCUAGCUCGCGCAAUUCAUACAAUCGAUGAGGAGCAAAAAGCAAGCACUUGGAUCAUAUUCGCACUCCAGAUGUUCGUCGACAUGCACCGUGAGCUUGGUGCGGAAGUGCCUCGUGCGCAUAGGGAUCUCCUGGAUGGUAACGCAAGAAUGAGUGGCGCAUUGAGACGGUACAUUGACUUUGCAGAAAACCACGACGGCGAAUGGGGCCGAUAUUUGCACACACAACUAGCCUCCUCAUGGCAUCGCCUUCUUGAGACUCUUGAAAGGGUUGACCAUGUCAGCGACACGUUCAAGAUGCACAAUUCGUGGCUCGGGGGAGGAACCUUGGUGGAUGGCCCGUUCUACCUCGAGAACCAACCAACCUAUGCUGGAUGCACACUAGAGCGUCAUAAGGAAGGUGUGCACCUGUUCGGUGUUGAGGCUGCAAGACAUUCCGAGCAACUCCUGUUCGCCUGCCACAUCUACAAUGCCGGACUCAAGAACGGGCUGUUGCGACGGUGGCCUGACAUGGAAUAUCUUAUCGCCAAGCAAACCGAGACGCAUCUCUUCCUAGGAACCCGUCCGGUCGGUUACGAAGAGUGCGAUAAGCGGCUACUUUUGAUGCGAGGCUUCAGUCCCAGUGUGCUUGCCAAGCACAAGCGCGCCGGCAGGCCAAUGUAUGAGUUGUUCGAGACGAUGGACACGAAGAAGAAUCUUGGCGGCCGCAAACUAGAGAUCUUCUCCGCUUUCGUUAGACAAGCUUCCGCUUUUGACGGCCUAAAGCGGGUAAUGCUGAAGACGGACGAGAAUGGCAAGAAUAAGAACGAGCCGAUCUGGCUUCUGGAGCGCGUAGUCCGGCAUCGACUGGAAAGCAAAUCGAAGACGUCAAAACAUGGCAAACGUCGUAAGCAAGAACUCAGUCCUCUCCAGACACUUGAGACGUACCGAGACGCCAUGAAGGAGGAUGAAUUCCUUCUCAACUUCGACAUCAUGACGCUGGAUCUCAUCGCCAACAAAAUGAUCCAUGUCAUCAAAGCCUGGUUGCGAGACUUUGGAGACUUGAAAGCUAGCUCGGUUCCUGGAUCCAAGGUCAGUCUGAAAUGUAUCCGAGACAUCGCAAUGGCAUCUGCGAUGUUGUCAUCAGCAAACAAGAAGCCGGAGAUAUGGGACGUCCUCGAUCACAUCAUCAGUCGCGUUGGCAACAUGUGUUACUUGCGCGCAGAGGCUCAUCGCGGUACUGUGAACCUUCAGCCCCGCAACCCGGCAUAUGAAGGCCAGUUUCUUCCUACUGCUGCUGUGUUUGGUGGUCCGAACUCGCCCGAGGUCCCUGAAGACUGGCAGAACAAGUGGGAUAUCGUCGCCGGGAAGGGAGCGUAUGACUACCAUGUCUCUACUACGGCGCUUUUGACAUCGGAGCAGAGAGCUAGGGACAAGGAGUGCAAUGAGUUCUUGGAGAAGCUGAUUCCGAUCAAUUAUCCAGACUACAGCCAGGAACAAAUCUGUCGGGAUCUCGGAAUGGAGUACAGGGAUGUCACGCGAUCGUUUCUUGUGCAUUAA
This is a messenger RNA of Alternaria triticimaculans, 2577 nucleotides long. RefSeq lists its product as uncharacterized. NCBI's taxonomy places the organism in Eukaryota, Fungi, Ascomycota, Dothideomycetes, Pleosporales, Pleosporaceae. The record is from RefSeq and is a predicted model, not a curated record. Bases 1 to 2577 code for a protein of 858 amino acids. The transcript is spliced from 2 exons.